This is a messenger RNA of Rhizophagus irregularis DAOM 181602=DAOM 197198, 1922 nucleotides long. NCBI's taxonomy places the organism in Eukaryota, Fungi, Glomeromycota, Glomeromycetes, Glomerales, Glomeraceae. The record is from RefSeq and is a predicted model, not a curated record.
AAUUCUGCUGCAAAAUUUAAAAAUUUUUGUAUAUCCAACAAUGUCUAAUAACGCUAAACUUACUAAAAAUUCAAAUGAGUAUAAUAUGAUUGAAGAUGCAAUUUCUAAAAAACUUAUUAAAUAUUAUGAAUUUGAACAAUUCAGCGAUCUGCAAGAAAUUGGUUUCGGAGGUUUUGGAAAAGUUUAUCGUACAAGUUGGAAGAAUUAUUACAAACAAUGUGCACUAAAAUCAUUUUUUAAUUUCAACGACUCUACAGUUAAAGAAAUUGUCCGUGAGAUUCAACUUCAGCGCGAAGUUGAUUUUCAUAAUAACAUUAUCCGUUUUUAUGGUGUCACAGCUUCCAGUAAAGAAAACCAAAGAAAAAAGUAUAUGCUAGUAAUGGAAUAUGCCGACAAUGGUACUCUCCGAAAAUAUUUGAAUGAAAAUCUUGAAAAUAUGUCUUGGAAUGACAAAUAUAAUCUUGCAUUCCAACUUGUUUGUGCAGUAUCAUGUUUACAUGGCGAAGGGAUCGUGCAUUGUGAUUUGCACUCCAAUAAUAUCUUAGUACAUCAGAAUACUGUCAAGCUAGCAGAUUUUGGCCUAUCAAAAAGAAUUGAAGAAACAUCCAACCCUCAAUCAAAAACAUUUGGAUUAAUUCCAUAUGCUGAUCCAAAAAGUUUUAAUAGAAGUACAGAAUUAUAUGUAUUAAGUAAAAAAAGUGAUGUUUAUAGCAUUGGCGUAUUGCUAUGGGAAAUAUCCAGUUGCCAGCCUCCCUUUCAUGGUAAACAAUAUGAUGUUGGUUUAGCUUUAGAUAUUUUACAAGGCCUUAGAGAAAAACCCACUCAUGAUACACCUGAAGAAUAUAUUAAAAUUUAUAUUGAUUGUUGGAAUAUUGAACCUGAUAAUCGUCCAACUAUUGAUCAAGUAGUUGAAGAACUAAAAGUACUCAUAACGAAAGAAAACAUAAUUAUCAAAGAUUUUCACUUAUAUAAUAAUACCAAUAAUUCUCUGUCAUCAAAUAACCAUCAACUUUCUGAUUCAACUGUUAAAAUUUCUGAGAGUACUAGUUCAAUACACGUAGAUUUACCUCAAGUUAUUCAAAAUUUUGAUAUGAUAAAUAUAAAAGAACUAGAACCAACAUUAUCAUCAAUUAGCCAAUUUAAGGAUAACUUUGAUAUAUUGGUUAAUAUUAUGUUCAAUUUUUUUAAUGAUACUGAUGAAAUAGGGAAGCAAAAGAUCUUAAGUUAUCUUAAUGAACAAAAUAUAACUUUGCUAGAGAUUAAUAAUUUAUUAUUAGAUAAUCAAAAUAACUCGCAUUCUAUUUACUUACUUGGAAAAUUUAAUCAUUUAGGAAUUGGAAUCAGCAUUGAUAAUCAAAAAGCAUUCGAGUUAUAUCAAGAAGCAGCAGAUUUAGGAAAUUCAUCUGGAAUAAAUGAUUUAGGAUAUUAUUAUUUAAAUUUAAAUGGAAUUGAAACUGAUAAUAAUAAGAAAAUGGCAUUUGAGUUAUAUCAAAAGGCAGCAGAAUUAGGAAAUUCAUCUGGAAUAAAUAGUUUAGGAUAUUGUUAUCGAAAUGGAAUUGGAACUAAUAUUAAUAAUAAAAAAGCAUUUGAAUUAUAUCAAAAGGCUGCAGAUUUAGGAAAUUCGUCUGGAAUUAGUAAUUUAGGAGUAUGUUAUGAAAAUGGAAUUGAAAUUAAUAUUGAUUAUCAAAAAGCAUUUAAAUUAUAUCAAAAGGCAGCAGAUUUAGGAAAUGCAUCUGGAAUAAAUAAUUUAGGAUAUUGCUAUGAAAAUGGAGUUGGUACUAUUGUUGAUAAUAAAAAACAUUUAAAUUAUAUCAAAAAGCAGCAGAUUUAGGAAAUGAAUAUGGAAUAAAUAAUUUAGGAUAUUGUUAUGAAAAAGGAAUUGGUACUGAUAUUGAUUGUCAAAAAGCAUUUGAAUUAUAUCA